AUGGCAGCAGCAGGUGGGGGCGUCUCAGAGCGGGGGUCGCCCCCUGAACGCGAUCGCCGCAGGCCGGUCACUCGCCCUCUCCUCCUCCGGGGCCCCCAGCAUGAUCCGGGUGGGGCAGGGCCGGGGCAGGCCGUGCGUUCCACCAGGGUCCCGAAGCCGCACGAAGGGCGAACGCCCCUGCAGCACCUAGGCGAGAGGAAGGCGGUGUGUGGCGGCUGGGGCACUCCGCCGCUUCACAGCGCCACGAGCAGCUUGCGCUGGCCCAGCCGGGACUGCUUGGUGCGCGCCAGCCGCCGCGUCCCGCCCGCCGCUCGCCUCCUCCCCUGCAGGGGGCUCCUCGCUCCAGCCGAGUCGGGGGCGGUGGCGGCGCUCCUGGGACGCGCCCAGCUCGGCUCCUCCUCCGCGCACUCGCACCCUUUCUCCCACCUCAGGCUGGCGCUGAACAGCGAGCCGCGGCGGCGGAGGCGGCGACGGCGGGGAAGGAGUCACGGCCGCAGGCUGACUAGCCUCUCCCGCUCCGCCCGGUCACCUGCUUCUAAUGCCCGCCGGGAGGCCCCGCCCCAGCCCCGCCCCCUCGAGCUAGGGCUCGGUUGGUGGGCUGCUCCGCCACGCUCUCCGUGCUUCCCCGCCCACUGCCCCGCGAGCUUGGCCUCUCUUCUGGGCGCCCUCUGGCCCCUCCCUGAGCGGGCAGCCGAGCCACGCAGCCCAAUCGCUGGCCGGGACGCGAGAGGGGCGGGGCGAAUGCUAAUCACGCCUUCUUGAGACCCGGGGCGGGAAACCCUCGCUGGAAGUCCCAAGGAGUUCUCUACUGGCGCCCACGGGUGCAGGGCUCACUUUCCUGUAAUGUUCUAGCUUCUGAACCUUUGCUCCCAGAGCCCCCUCCUAGGUCUCCUCUCUGCAGCUAAGCAUUCUUACAGAAUCCAGCGCUUGUUUAAAAGAACCGCUCAAAGAAUCAUUCUUUACCGUGGCACCUGUCCCCACUCUGGGCAGUCCUCAAACCAGGUGAGCUUCCGUCGAGAGAAGACCGAAUGCCUGCUGAGCCGCACUGUGUGCCGGACAGUUGGAAGACUGAGGUGUUUAGCAUACUUGAAAUUCAUUCACACGCUUACAAAGAGGGUCUGAAUUGUUUCCCACUCCCCCACCUCUUCCUUCUGGGGAGGAGGUGAAAAAAGACUGGAGAGCCAGGGAACUUGAAGGACUCAGGACUGGACUAAAGGGGUGAGAUAGGCCGCGGUUAUUAUUCUUGUGUCCUGGAUUCCAUUUUGUACAGAUUGAGAGACUAAAUGGCAGAAUAACCCUCUCCCUCAACAAAGCUCUGUGGGAAAUAAUAAAGAAUAUGUGUAUUAAUCGCAGCCUCAGAAUUUAAAAGGAAUAAAUGUCAAGAGCUUCGCAAACAUCAAAACUAUUAAUAAAUAUGUUUUACAUGUACAUUACAUCUUUCAUUCCUUGGAACUCUACAGGUGUUCAUAUUUAUCUCUUUUGUUUUUUGGAAAUACUUGGCACUCUGGGUGGGCAAACUUCCCAGGGCUGAAAAGUUGUGGGAGUUGAAAAGCCAGGGAAUAGCAGUCAGAAAGGCAGGAAAACCCUCAGUGGAAAGUAUGUGUAGACUGUGAACAUGCCAGGGGAGAGCUGUCUCAUUCUGCGCCCUUUAUGCAACAUGUGUGUU
Messenger RNA from Artibeus jamaicensis (Jamaican fruit-eating bat), 1666 nucleotides. RefSeq lists its product as uncharacterized. Bases 1 to 762 code for a protein of 253 amino acids. The transcript has 2 exons. The record is from RefSeq and is a predicted model, not a curated record. NCBI's taxonomy places the organism in Eukaryota, Metazoa, Chordata, Mammalia, Chiroptera, Phyllostomidae.